This is a messenger RNA of Pocillopora meandrina, 2976 nucleotides long. Lineage: Eukaryota; Metazoa; Cnidaria; Anthozoa; Scleractinia; Pocilloporidae. The record is from the annotation of a GenBank genome assembly.
UAAAACGCCGACCUCAACUUCUCUCAGUACGUCAUCAAGGUACGUUUCAUUCUUUCAACCAUUGUUACCUGAAACUUAUUCAGAUUUUUAGUGGUCAAAAACUCACAAACCAAACGUAUUCUUAGUUAUGCUUUGAAAGAAAUAGCUUUUAACAGUUUGAUGUAAUUGUCUCCUCGCAGCUCGAGUCUUAGCUCCUCAAUUUCUUCUUCAAUCUCACCGACUACAUCCUCGUCAGUUUCGACAUCUGUCUCAAGUAGUAAGUGCUUCGAAUAUUUUAGCAAUCGUUAAUCUUUAUUUAGAGGAAUUUUCUUGAGUAUCACACUUCCCUUCAAAUUCUCCCCCCUCCCACCCCAUAAAGCUUAAAGCCCUAUGUAUGAAAAAUUAUUCGCGUUAAUCAAUGGUUUUAAGUAACUUUCGACUUUUUUAUUGUGAAAGCUUACUUGUCAGGGCGUUAUUUUUUUAGCAACAACACUUGCUGAAAUGUUAUAAAUCUAGAUCGAACUAAAUGUUUUUCACAUCCCAUUGUCACGGCAUGCCGCCUUAAAAACCCCUUUAGCUACAUUUACACUUGUGAUUAAAAAUUGAAAAGUACCCAUACCGAAAAAAGAGGUUCUUUUCUAACCACAACUGACCUUUUUUGAACAAAUUAGGAGGUAAUUCUCUCAAGGUGUCUAGUUUUUUCGUGUACGCACGUCACAAUUUUUGAAAUGCAGAAUUCCCACGCUUUUUGGAAGUAAUUUUGUUUCACUUUUUCUUUGGCUUCCAGGUUCGAUCUGUCCGAUUUGUGUAUACACAAAUAGAUUCAAUGAAACUGAAAAGCAUCACGUAAGUUGAGACUGAGAUCCCGAUCUUUUUAUAACUGUUACCACAUAUUUCUCGCACUUUUGAAAAUAUUAUUUGUUCCUGUAUACUCCAUGAACCUCCUUGUUAGUCAGGUGGUCAUAACAUGUGAAUCCAUGACAACAUUCUGAUACAUAAUGCUGAUAUAAGAGCAUCGGGCUCUCGAAUACUCAACCAACUUUUGAGCCAAGCGUGACUGAGUCAACCUCUCUCUCCUAAGAUCUGAUUGUCAAUUCUCCUUCUGGCUGCUACUCAGCUACUCAUUUCCUUGUUAACUAGUCACAAGAAUUUUGUGUUGGAUCACGAUAAAAUCUACUUGAUAAGUUUGAGUAUUCUUAAUACCAAAGUGCUAGGUGAUGCAUGAAUGUUACAGAGAGAAGCAACAAGUUAAUGCUUCUGGGAGUUAAAGGGUGAAAGGAGUGAAAUCGGUAUUAUGAGAGGAGUAUCAGUCGUUACUUCGUAAAAUUGAGAUUCUGCUGAUCCUUACCCACCAAACUCACACAUUAAGAAUGUGUGUUAUACAUUGGUUUCACGACUGACUGUUUUCAAGAAUAGCACUUUCUUCAAUUUAUGAUUGCAUUGGUAACUUAUUUUAAAGCAUUUUUCGUUUGCUUAUAGGAGGGAGAAACCUGGACGGAUGGGCCUUGCAAGACUGUCAAAUGUAAAAUGGUUUUUAAUGAUUGCUUUGAAAACAACCAAGUCGCUCAAAUAGAAGUCUAUAUAAAGGAAUGUUCUGAGUGUCCUAAGGUAAGUGGAUUGCUAUUAAAAUUAAAUGCAUUUCUAUUUUUUAUUUUGUCAAGAUAGUUUGUAGAUCUGUCGAAAUGUUGCCUGGCUAAACACCUAGAUAGAGCUUUAAUUAUUAGCCACCACUAGUCCAUUACGACACCCAUCAGCGAUAAUAUACAAUAUUCUUCAAGUAUCGGAGCUCGAGAUUUUAAUUCCUACUCUUUAAAAGUAGUCUCAAUUAUAGCAGUAGCUGACCGUUGGUUUACUAUGGUUACGUCAGUCUAUUUCAUUCAAAGCCAAGUAAAUAGUCACUUUAGUUUGAUUUAACAAAGUUAAGCUUUUGAUUAGCCGAACCCGGCUCGAAUUCAUCAUCUGAAGCCUCCGAUCAACCGGUCUGCGUUCAUGUUGUGCUACAGUUGCACCUAACCAAACCACACAUAUCAUUUCUACAUAAAUGUCUUAAUGCUGGUCACUAAGGUAGAUAUCGCUGGGAGCUAAGUUUUUCAGAGCGCCACAUUACGAAAAAGUGUUUCAUUGACAAAAUUUCGAAAGUCAUUCACGUUUGAGAAAUGCAGCUUAGAGUAAAAAUUUAAAACAAACAUUUUCUCCUCUUUGAAGGGAUACGAACGACCACCAUCAAAGGAUCAAUGCUGUCCACAAUGCGGUUUGUAUUUCUAUUCUUCAUACAAUUAUUUCUAAGUAGGGGGGGGGAGGAGGGGAAAGGGUGGGAUUAACAUGAUCGGUCGUGUUCCUGGAUUUCUCUUUCGAACCAGCAACUCAAAAUAUAAACCGAAUUCACUGUUUUGUUGGCAACGAAGUGCCAUUCUCUUUCAAACCUUCCAGUGUAGUAUCAUUCAUAACCUAUUAAAACAAUCUAGAAAUAAUCUUUUUUUUUACAGUGGUUUUGCAGGCCUGACGUUUUAAAGGACGCUGAUUUAGUUUACAAUAAUGGCUCAUAUAAAGACGAUAUGUUUAAUUUAUUUUAUAGUAAAAACGGAAGACGAUGAGAACAUCUGCAAACUCCGCCAUAGGGCGCCAAGUAUCCUUAAAUUCCCUGACGGCUGUGAAUCAGAAUCCGAGGUUAGUCUCACUGAAUGCAGAGGUAAUUGUGAGUCGAGCACUAUCGCAAAAACUCUGCCAGAAGGCUACGGAAGUAAAAACUGCAAGUGUUGCAAGCCGUCUAAUAAUACCAUUGUGACAAUCAAUUUGAUCUGCAAAAAUGGAAAUGAAAUAACGAGAAAAACGGCCGACUUGGAUAUCAUCACGGAAUGCGGAUGCGGGAGACAGGCAUGCGUAUCAACACCUUCACACGCAAAUGAAGAAUUUGUGAACCAAAAUGGUGAGAUCAUGGAAAUGAAAAAGAAGCGCCGUCGCCGCGCCUUGUCGCGUCUCUUUGCCCUUCCUCCGUAA